Lytechinus variegatus (green sea urchin) is the source of this 3979-nucleotide messenger RNA. RefSeq names its product rab GTPase-binding effector protein 1-like. Gene Ontology annotation, biological process: endocytosis. The transcript has 21 exons. Gene Ontology annotation, molecular function: growth factor activity; GTPase activator activity; metal ion binding. Lineage: Eukaryota; Metazoa; Echinodermata; Echinoidea; Temnopleuroida; Toxopneustidae. Gene Ontology annotation, cellular component: intracellular membrane-bounded organelle. The record is from RefSeq and is a predicted model, not a curated record. Bases 63 to 3056 code for a protein of 997 amino acids.
AAAGGGAGUGAUCAAAUUUUCUUUUUUAGAGUCUCGUCGUGUACAACGUAGCUGUUGUUGCAAUGUCCAGUCACGAUCAAAAUACUUUUCCAGCUCGCCACAUGGAUAUCGAAGGGGAAGUACUCAGUGUCCAGCAAAGGGUAGGUGAUCUGGAGUCUUCUCUACAGGCUGUCCUGCAAGAAAAGAAACUUCAAGAGGAAGACUUUGCUCAAAAGAGAGCAAAAUUCAAAGAACUUUACUUGUCCAGAGAACAGGAACUAAUCAAGGAGGUUGAUAACGUCCGAGAGGAAAAGGAUAGAUUGAGUGAGGAAUUGGCUGGGCUAAAGGCAGCUGCAUCUGUCAUUGAAAGCAGCAAAGAUGAGGAAAUUGCUCAGAUCAAGCAAAAGUGGACCGAUGAGGUCGCAUCACUCCAACAAAUUGUUUCUCACACGGCAGCAAUAACUGCAGAGGAGACUGCUAUGACUUAUCUGAUGGAAAGAGACAAACUCCUUGCACUUAAUGAAAAACUCACACAGGAGCUACAAGAAAUCAGUCAAAAUCAAGGGGGAGAAAAAACAAUGACAUCGUCAGGCAGUGCUGGCCUUUUGACCAGUAUGACGAAAUCAUUCCGCAGCUUGACCAGCGCCACCACUAGUCCAUCUCCUACCAGGGAAGAAAAGCUCCCUCUACCCCAGACCCCAAGCUCCCCUUCAGCAUCAGACAAUCUGGAACAGAGUAUGUUAAAGGCACAGAAAGAUACCGAGCUGCUUCGAGCCGUGGUAGUUCCCCUGGAAAAUGAGAUUGAAAGCCUCAAACAAAAAUUAUCAGAUGUACACAGUGACAACAGGCUUCUGCAAGCGAGGCUAAAGAAAGCUAUUGGCAGCAAAGACUUCAGUGAUGCAGUUCCAUCAGCCGAUGACUGUGAAGUUACCAAGGAUGAUAUUAAUAUUCUCAAUGAGAAGAUCAAGGACUUGAACAAGGUGUUAGAGACAGAGAAAGCUGCAAGGACGGAUUUAGAGCUGUAUGUCGCUGUGCUUGGCAAACAGAAACAAGUCAUGCAGGAUGAAGGAGAUGAGAUGAGAACUGAACUCAAAGAUGUGUGCUGUAUUCUAGAGCAAGAGAAACAAGCUCACUCUCAGCUCCAGCAAACCUGGCAGAUGGCCAACGAUCAGUUCCUAGAAUCUCAGAGGUUGCAGAUGAUGGACAUGAGGAGGAUGGAGAGCGUCCUGACGGAAGAACAGCAGAGACAGAUCGCCGAGCUCCUGAAGAAGGACCAGGAGCGUGAGGAGCAGGAGAAGAAGGUCAAAGUCCUGAAGGAGAAGCGAGAGAACCUGGAGAAAAGACAUUCCAAGGAGACCGCAGAGCAAGAAGUUACUCAACAAGCAUCGCCUGCACCUGUACAAACCAACUCAUCUUCCCUUCUGAGUAGAGACGACAUCGAGGACAGCGACGAUGCUCUCCUGGUCCCCUCCUCCAUGGACACGCCUAUCAGCUCCACACCUUCAAGACUCCAUCCAUCUAUCAACUUUGUCAGCCCCAAUGUCGACCCAGAAGCACUGUUACAAUUUGACACUACAGACUCGGCUUCAGGAGCCAAGUCAACAGUUCAUGGCAGCUUAUCAGAGAUUGGAGCUCAGAGCGGACACAAUACGUCUGAUCUCUUGGGCACCAGUUACGAUUCUGUUUCGCUAUCAUCCACUAUCAGUUUAACAGAGGCACAAGAAAGAGCUAUCUCAGGAACUCCUGAAUCAGAGGAGAUGAAGAGUGUUUUGGCCAGUGCUCGCUCUAAGACUGAUCUCUACUCCCUGCUGGCAGGCAAGAGAGUCGUCAGUGAUACUGAAUGGACAAAAAUACAGGAAGAGAUUCGGUUUGCUCGGGAGAAGUUAGGAAGGCCAUGUGACAUGUGUACCAACUAUGAACAGCAGCUGCAGGGCCUUCAAACUAAAUACUCUGAAUCAGUGGAAAGUUCAAGAACACUUAGACAGCAACUUGAGCAGGAGAUAGACAAUGUAUUAAGAGAACAGAAGAUCCGUUCAGAGUUGGAGGAAAGCCUGAAGAAUGCUGCAGAAGAUGCUCAGAUACAGAUCAAAACACUCACCACCAAGAACGGAGAGUCGGAGCAACUUUUAUCAAAUAUUAGACACCAAUAUUUAAAAUCACAAAAUGAGUUACAUUCCCAAAUGCAAAUUCUAUUUGAAUCCAGAGAACAACUUUACCAAGAAGUCACAAAGUUACAGAAAGAGAAUGACAGUCUUAGUGCCAAAAGGUCUUUACAUCAAUCCCUUCAAAGCAGCGAACCGUUUGACUUGCCAACAUCACCACAGGAGCUUUCCCGUCUGUGCAUGAAGUACCGUGAUGACAUCAUCACAGUGCGGGUGAAUGCUGACCAUACGGAGAGCUCGCUGAGGAGUGAGCUUAGCUUCACCAGGGAGCAGCUGGAAUCAGAGCAACAUCAACGCAUGACCAUGGAGGACACCUACCAGACUGAGCUGGAUGAUUACAAGGAGGAACUACUUGUAUUACGGAACCUGCGAGAAGACUAUGAGAAAGAGAAGAAAACUAGAGGAGAAGUGGAAGAAACCUUGAGAGAGGUCCAGGAAUCAAAGAAGUCUAUGCAGGGAAAGUCUAAAGAGGUCAUCACUGCACUUCGGGAACAGGUUGAAGAAUUGUCAGCACAUAAGACAAAUUUAGAAGCCGAAUUGCAAGAGAGGAGGAAAAAGAAUCAGAAUCUACAAUCAGAGCUAGAAAACUCAGAGGCUGUGCAGAAAGACUUUGUCAAAUUAUCACAAUCUCUACAGGUUCAGCUUGAAGUCAUAAGGCAGAAAGACAAUGAAGUCAGGUGGCAGCAUGAGGAUGAUGCUGAUAAGUGCAAUAAUUGUAAGACUGUCUUUGGAACUAGUAAAAAGAAAAAGAACCACUGUAAGCACUGCGGUAAGGUGUUCUGCCCGGACUGUGUGACCAAGUCUGUGGAGAGUGGCCCUCGAAGGAGAAAGAUGCCUGUUUGUGAUGUCUGCCAUACGCUACUUGUCAAUGAAUCAGCUCCUUAUUUUAGCAAAGAAGCACCAGACAACACGUAGCAGUGUACAAUUAGAAGUAUUAUCGUAGGAAUAGAGCUAGCUUUUCCUUUGAUAGUUAGAGGGAUAGUAUUUAGCAAGAGUAUAUAAUUGUAUGUAGGACGCUAUAGUGUAGUAUGUUAUAUGUGAUACAAGGGUAACAGUGAAACUUAAAUGAUACAGUUUCAUAUUGAGUUAGAGGACAACAGCAUGAGUAAAUGUCAUGUGGUAUUUCACAAAUUAAAUGUUUAAUAUUACCCUUUUUGAGUACGAUUGCUCUUUGAAGCAUUUUAACCUACAUUUAAUUGCACAUGCUAGUAUCAGCUGUUGAUUGCUAACUUGGCACUACAGUGUAUGACAUGGUUUUUUAAACAUGUCAUUUGAUAUUUCUAGGAAACAAUAUUAUAAUACAUCGAUUGCAAAAAUUCACCACUAGUAAAUUUAUCUGGUACAUUAGAUACAUGCAAUUGGUUUCCCUGCAAUGGAAAAAUAUCUGUUUCAACUUCAAUUGAUUUAUGAAAUGAUUCUUUUAAAAAAAAUUGAAUAAUUUUCUUGAUCUAAAAGGCUUAUACCAUAUUUUUACCUUAAAAAAUCUAUUCAAGAUCAAUUUAAUGCAAUCCUAUCCAUUUGAAUUCAUUUUGAUUUCAAAUAUAGUUGAUACAUUUAACAACAUUUUGCACAUUUUGUGAUGAUAAACAGACUUUAUAGAUUAAACUUACGAUCAUGAAAGUUCAUCUGUGUUGGUUGAAAAUAAGGAAAGAUCAAACUUAUGCUCUCAACCCAAAGAAAAAAAUCCAUGAAUUACCUCGAAAUUUUCAGCUGCCAGUUGUAGCCUUCCUCAGUGAUGACCGAAGUAACCCAGACUGACCCAGUGACGUAGAAUUCGAUAGUCUGAUUAUAUCGCCCUCCAUCCCUAUUGAGAGAAGGUUUGAAUGCCUGGAUGUAAA